GACAUGCGCAAUGGUUUAUGAACUGGGAAGUAGUUGCAAUAACAACAACAACAACAACAACAAAGUGGCUGUGCUCACAUAUUCGUAGAAAUAGUCGAUAUCUUGAGAAGAAGUGGCCCCACGUGGAGUUACAAAGUGGACGUAAAGCAUGUGACAUUAUCUGCGCGUCGCAGGCGGCUGAGAUGCAACAAAGAACAGUUUGUGAAACUCCGCCCUUAUUCGACCGAUUGGUUUCAAUCCCGGAGCGGUUUUAGGACCCGGGUGGAGAGGGUUACAGCAGGCGCGCUGACACGUGUGAACACACGGAAGCAUCGUCCUCAAGGGAUCAUAUGUAUCCGUUCUCUUGUCACUGUGAUGUAUUUAACUUUCACACCGUUCAGUCGCACAUCCGACCCACGGAACUAACUUCAAAACUAUAGAGGGAGGAAAUGCCGCUCAGGCUGGAAGUUGUAGAGCCUUCCUAUACUUGAUUAAAUAAGUAUGCUGGAGAUUUUUAAACAGCCUUUUGACUUAAGUUUAAACUUCUUCUUUUUUUUUUUAAAUGAAAACAUGAAGUCGUAAGCCUGUCGGUCGCUAACAGAAGUUCAGGAUUGACCCAUGAAACACGGCGAAUUGUUGCCCCCCCCCUUUUUUUUCUAGUGAAGUUUGUUGUGGUUCGACCCCACACGGAUUGUUGAGCGCGCAGUUCAUACUCCAUGAGUAUAUUUAGCACGCUGCUUUAAUAUGAGCGAGAAGCUACCGUUAGGAGACACCGCGCUGGACGCGGACCAGUCCUCGCCGGACUUGGAGAACCACGUCCGCCUGGAGGAGGGAAACGCGGAGCAGCGCGCCGACGACCCGAGUCAUCUGGACGGGCACGAAGCGCUGCGACCCACCCGCCUGUACAAACGGCGCUGGAUGAUUGUCCUCCUCUUCAGCUCCUAUUCACUGUGCAACUCCUUCCAAUGGAUACAGUACGGCAUCAUCAACAACAUUUUUAUGAAGUUCUACAACGUGGACGCCUUCACCAUAGACUGGAUGUCCAUGAUCUACAUGCUGACAUACAUCCCCUUCAUCUUCCCGGUGACCUGGCUGCUGGACAAAAAGGGGCUCCGGGUCAUCGCGUUGGUGGCCACUGCGCUCAACUGUACCGGCACGUGGAUCAAAGUGGCCAGCGUCCAGCCCAACCUGUUCGCCGUCACCUUUCUGGGACAGUUCUGCUGCUCCUUGGCGCAGGUGUUCAUCCUCGGGAUGCCGUCGAGAAUCGCGUCCGUGUGGUUCGGUUCAGAGGAAGUGUCCACCGCCUGCUCCAUCGGAGUCUUCGGGAAUCAGCUGGGUAUUGCCAUCGGGUUCCUUGUGCCUCCCAUCCUGGUGCCUAACGUGGAAGACAUGGACGAGCUGGCUCACCACAUCCGUAUCAUGUUCUACAUCACAGCCGGAGCGGCCACCUUACUCUUCAUCCUUGUGGUCUGUGUCUUCCAGGAGCGUCCUAAAAUUCCUCCGACUCAGGCCCAGGCCACAGCUCGCAGCAUCCCACCAGAGCAAUACUCCUACAUGGCCUCCAUUCUGAGGCUGCUCCGAAACAGGCCCUUCAUCCUCCUCAUCGUCACUUACGGUUUGAACGUGGGUUGUUUCUAUGCUGUCGGCACCCUGCUGAACCGCAUGAUCAUCGAGCAUUACCCCGGAGAAGAGGUGAAUGCUGGGAGGAUUGGCCUCACCAUUGUCAUUGCCGGGAUGGUCGGCUCCCUCAUCUGUGGCAUUUGGUUGGACAAAACAAAAACCUACAAGCAGACGACCCUCGCAGUCUACAUCAUGGCUCUGGUGGGGAUGGUCGUCUAUGCUGCAACGCUCGAUCUGGGACACCUCUGGGUGGUCUUCAUCACCGCUGGAGCUCUUGGGUUCUUCAUGACGGGCUACCUGCCGCUGGGCUUUGAGUUUGCAGUCGAGCUGACGUACCCGGAGUCGGAGGGGACAUCAUCCGGACUCCUCAACUGUUCAGCACAGGUGUUUGGGAUUAUAUUCACCAUCUGCCAGGGGAAGAUCAUCGACUCCUUCGGCACACUGGCAGGGAACAUCUUCCUCUGUGUUUUUCUUCUAAUCGGCGCAAUAUUGACAGGCUUUAUUAAGUCUGACCUGCGGAGACAAAAAGCAAACCAGAUGGCCAAAGCAGCAGUAAGUGUGGAAGCGAGAAGCCGGCCGUUGUGCUGCGUUUUUGUUUUUGUUUGUUGUGUACUUGAAGUGGAACAAGGGUGGUGGUAUAGUUUCAUGACGUUGACCGCACGAGACGGGAAAAGCACGGGUGUAAAUAAUAUAAUUAAUAAUGGCCGAAUUCCAUUUAGCCGCUUCAGGUUCUCCCAGAGCGUACCCGACAUUUGAAUGGACAGAGCCAUUGUUAAUGUUAUUAGUAAAACCUGUGCUUUUCCUACUGGGACCAGUCAACAUCGCUGCUAGGGGAAAUAGGCCCAUGUGUUAUGUGUUUGCAUGCCAUUCGUUUGCGUGCAGUCAAAGUCAAAGUGUGUCUUACGCUCCAGAAAUAACUCCCUCUGCUCCCUAUUGUGUCUAUUUGUGUUGUUUUGAGUCGGCCUGCAUGCCAACCCCAAUUUAACAUAAAAAUAUGGGUGACUAUGACCCGAUACUGCUCCACUGCAUGAUGGUUUUCUUUCGCUUGCAUGUGUUAAGUAACACACAUCUUUGAAGAUUAUUGAAUUUGUCUGGAUAGUACCGACAAGUAAUGCUUUACCCCCUGUGAUUUACCCACUGUGCUUAAUCCACGCUGGCUUAGUCCUUAACCAAUGCAUGCCUUUUAUUUUUCACCACCACUGAAUAACUUGCCAGCCGUUGGUAGAAGAUUGUUGGAAAAAGAACCUGCAAUGCUGCCCUCGGGAGGCGACAUGAUCGUGGACAAAAUUGUCAUUAUUUAUGCCUGCGUGAGUCUCCAAGGUCUGUGAUGAAGUUGCUCGUGAGGAGACCAGCACUCUCUUCUAAUGUUCGGACGCAGUGAGGAACAGAGAUGAUAUACUCCAAAAGAGAGAGGUUAGAUGAGAUGAUUGGUACCACUCGUAUCUGUCUGGUAAAUGUAAGCUGCUGCAGAGCCAGGAGACGAUGAGCUUAAAUAAGAGAAGCGGGGAGAAACGGUUGGCUUCCUCUAUUGAAUGGAACCAAAUCCCCCUAAUAACGUCCCAAAAGCUCACUUUUCUCGACUUACUCUAGGAAAUAAAACUUAUUUUGCACAAUGCUAAACUUUUUUUUCCAUUUACGAAAUACAGCAAAGCUGGAUUUGACUUUAACUUCAAGAAUCUCAGUUAUAAAAUAGAAAAAGGGAUUCAUAAAAACUGCCCGGUAGAUCAGAUUCUGUCCCAGCAGCUUCAUCCUGGGCCGGAGACUCGCGCCUCUAAUAAGCACUGAAUGAGAAGUGAUUGGCAGCUGUUGUUUUAGGCGGCGGGGCAGAUACCGGGACAAGACUACGGAGCCACGACGCUCAUCUCCCAACCAGAGACUCUUCCUUCAAAGCCUGAUCAAUAAACUUUUCUGCUUCCACAAAAAAAAAAAAACCUCCUCAAAUCUUAGCUCGACACGCAAAUGCACAAAGGUACGCGCAAUCAUCAGCACCCUGUCGGUAAUCACCCACUGCACUGCCUUCCACCCGACUUUUCUGUCUCACACUCGGUUUCUUACGAGCACGCUGAAUUCAAUUCACACAAUGAUGUGAAGAAAAAGAAAUUUCACUUCACCUGUUUUAUUAUAGGCAUAAAUAUACUUUUACAUGUUGGUACACAGAGACUUAGAUUUGAAACUACAUCUUUAUGAAUGAAACUACAGUCUUAUUUUAUUCACCUUGUGUCUGUCAGUAAGCUGGAGCAAAAGUUGUAGAAAUGUGCAGGUAAGAUGAUGUGAAAAAGAUCAUCUGGGCUCUUUUCAGUCACACAUUUAUCUUUAUUUAUUAUUUAUUUAUUUAGUGUACAGAAUGAGCGUAGAGAUGUAAAGCUACAAAGAUUGAGCAGAGUGGAAGGGACGAUGGGUGUUACUGUUUUUAGAGGAAUUCUCAGACUCGGCCAUCUUCAGAGACCACUUCUGUGUUGACUCCAUAAAACGGUUGAAUUAACGAGCCUGUUUUGAUUGAUAGGGACCAUCCGACUGCCACAAUGAGAGCCCGGCUGCAGCAUCUAUCAUCAAAGAAUCCAAGUUUUAAACCCCCCCACGCUAACUUCCCUUCCGAGAGUCAAUUUAUAAUGUGUUUUCUAUUUAUGAAAAAGAAAUGCUGAAUUAAAUCUGAGAAUGCACAAUUUUAAACAUAUGCUAUAUAUAUAUAUAUAUAUAUAUAUAUAUAUAAUGUGUAUGAAAUUUUCUAAAUUAUAUGAAAAAAACCAGUCAGUAUUUUAAGUUUACAAUUAAUUGUGUACUAUGUGUAUAUAAAUAAAUAUAUAUGUAUGUAUAUACAUGUGUGUAUGUAUGUGUGUAUAUAUAUACACACACACACACACAGUAUCCACGUUUUUUUUGGUGGUGAUUUUGGAAGUAGAUCUUUGUGAUUUAAAAUACAGCAGCAUAUUAACACGUUUCUAAUCCAUGGCAGUCCAGUGAGGGAUGCGAUUAUUAUAUUAUAUUAUAGUUGUGUAAUAUCUGUAACACUAUUCAUGUUUAACAUGAAAUAAAACAAGUUUUAUAAAGUC
Messenger RNA from Cyclopterus lumpus (lumpfish), 4649 nucleotides. It is a transcript of the gene flvcr2b, whose product is annotated as FLVCR heme transporter 2b. Bases 724 to 2355 code for a protein of 543 amino acids. Gene Ontology annotation, cellular component: membrane. Gene Ontology annotation, biological process: transmembrane transport; heme export. NCBI's taxonomy places the organism in Eukaryota, Metazoa, Chordata, Actinopteri, Perciformes, Cyclopteridae. Gene Ontology annotation, molecular function: heme transmembrane transporter activity; heme binding. The transcript has 9 exons. The record is from RefSeq and is a predicted model, not a curated record.